CACCACCAGACCACGCGGCCUGUCGACGUUUUGCCCACAGUUGAAAGUUCACAGCGAGCAUGGCUGUGUCUCUGAUCUGCCAUAACACACAGAGCAGAGUGAGCUCAGUGCUGAACAGAGAUGUCAAACAGUUCGGGAAGAAGUUCAUGUUUGAUUCGAAUGAGGAGACCUGCUGGAACUCUGACCAGGGCGAUCAGCAGUGGGUGUUAUUGGAGUUUCCCGUGCCGGUGAAGGUGUCUGAGCUCAGGCUGCAGUUCCAGGGAGGAUUCUCAGGAAAAUCCUGCAAGUUAGAAGGCUGCAGUAAAGAGGCUAAUCUUGAACACAUUGUGGACUUCUACCCAGAAGACAACAACUCACUACAGAGCUUUCCCAUUCAGGAUGCUCCGCUGGUUCAGAAGCUUAAAAUAGUGUUUGAAAGCAGUACAGACUUUUUUGGAAGAAUAAUCGUUUACUCUUUAGAUGUCCUGGGAGAACAAGCUUUGUAAUGUUUGGAGAAGACAACAAAUGAGAGGACCAGGAAAACAAACAGGCAACCAGCUCGCUGUGAUGGACAGAUUGCAUGAACUGCACAAGUGGACUUAAACUUUUUUAUGAAUGGCUUCACAUGCCAAGACAAAUCAACCCAUGCAAGUAUAUUUGUAAUGUUAUUUUUAUUAAAAAGGUAAAAAAAAGUUUACAUUCAGAGCAAGAAAAGCAA
Molecule: messenger RNA, 697 nt
Organism: Colossoma macropomum (tambaqui)
Lineage: Eukaryota; Metazoa; Chordata; Actinopteri; Characiformes; Serrasalmidae
Product: nuclear receptor 2C2-associated protein
Exons: 6
Coding region: 60-485 (141 amino acids)
Source: RefSeq, a predicted model, not a curated record